Indicator indicator is the source of this 917-nucleotide messenger RNA. RefSeq names its product NADH-cytochrome b5 reductase 2. The coding region runs from base 1 to 915 and encodes 304 amino acids. Gene Ontology annotation, cellular component: mitochondrion. Gene Ontology annotation, molecular function: FAD binding; oxidoreductase activity. The transcript is spliced from 9 exons. The record is from RefSeq and is a predicted model, not a curated record. NCBI's taxonomy places the organism in Eukaryota, Metazoa, Chordata, Aves, Piciformes, Indicatoridae.
AUGGAGGCGCUUGCGGGUGCGCCUGUGGCCGUCGCCAUCGUCGUGGUAGCUGCAUCCGCCCUUCUGCUGCUGCUGUUCAGAGGGACAGGCCGGAGGCCGAGCGGCCAUGUCACCUUGCAGGACCCCCAAGCCAAAUACGCGCUGCGGCUGGUGGACAAAGAGGAAAUCAGUCAUGAUACUAAGAGAUUCCGAUUUGGGUUGCCUUCACCAGAUCACAUAUUAGGAUUACCUGUAGGCCAACAUGUUUAUCUUUCUGCAAAAAUUGGUGGUAAUCUGGUGAUUCGAGCCUAUACCCCAGUUUCCAGUGAUGAGACAAAGGGUUAUGUUGAUUUAAUUAUAAAGGUCUACCAUAAAAAUGUACAUCCCAAGUUUCCAGAAGGUGGAAAGAUGUCCCAGUACCUAGAUGACAUGAAGAUUGGAGAUGUGAUUGACUUCAGAGGGCCAAAUGGACUCCUUGUGUAUAAGGGGGCAGGUACCUUUCUUAUUAAGCCUCAUAAGAAGUCUGAAGCAGAGAAGAAGUCUGCAAAGCAUCUUGGGAUGAUAGCUGGAGGAACAGGAAUAACUCCUAUGUUGCAGCUGAUUCGUCGUAUCACAAGUGAUCCUAAGGAUUCCACCAAAUGUUACCUUCUUUUUGCUAAUCAAACAGAAAAGGAUAUAUUGCUGAGAGCUGAGCUAGAAGAUAUAGCUAAGAAGCAUCCUGAACAGUUCACGCUGUGGUAUACACUGGACAGACCUCCACAAGAUUGGAAGUACAGUUCUGGCUUUAUUACUGCAGACAUGAUUAAAGCCCACCUGCCUUCUCCCAGCAGUGAGACACUCAUUCUCAUGUGUGGGCCACCACCUAUGAUUCAGUUUGCCUGUCAACCCAACCUGGACAAACUUGGCUAUCCCAAGAGCUGUACCUUCUCUUACUAACG